Molecule: messenger RNA, 543 nt
Organism: Endocarpon pusillum Z07020
Lineage: Eukaryota; Fungi; Ascomycota; Eurotiomycetes; Verrucariales; Verrucariaceae
Exons: 1
Coding region: 1-543 (180 amino acids)
Source: RefSeq, a predicted model, not a curated record
AUGGGUCCCAAGAUCGCUAACCAAACAAAAGCGCGUACGAUAGCACAGCAUGACUUGUUGUUCAUCCAAACUCUCCCAGCCUGUGUCUGGGACGAUCGCCUCAGUUAUGCUCAGAAGUCUUCACUUUUCUACCAAGAAUGCCAGCCGUCUGUUGCCCGACUUGUCGCAAACUUGAACGACCGGAAAGCGAAGCUUACCACCAAGAGAGCGACCUAUGUCGAGAUACUCCUUCAUCCACAAUCUGCAACGGUCACUAAGGACACAAGCCAAGAUUACUUGAAAGAGGUGGUCAGCAAGCUGAACGAUAUCGAGAUCUUCUUGGUAAAUCUUGAUGUUGCUUUGCUGAGUUGCAACGAGUACAGCAAAUCGCUCCGGGAGCAUGCUGAGUGCUGGCGGAAGGUGGAGAGUGGUGAGGAGCAAAUCAGCAAUGCGGAGAAGGUAAAUCGGGAGUUCAGGUUCAAUGUCAUGUCUGGUUUCAUCUGGAGUCAAUUCAUCCAUUUCGGCGACCUUGUCAAUGGUGUUCCAAGGGAACACCUCAGCUAG